CCGAGAGUGUUGCCGGCCUAGAACUCCCUUUCUUCCCCCCCCCCCACCACCUCCUCCAUCUAGCCAUCAUGGCUGACGAUACCGCCCCCGCGGAUCAGUCUCCUAUCACUUUCAAUGUCAAGGCAUCCAACGACGCCAAAUAUACGUUGACUUUGCCUCUCUCCACCUCCGUGUCGGAUUUGAAGGAGCUGCUCUCCGCCUCGGACUAUGCAGACACCCCCGCGGAGCGACAACGUCUGAUUUAUUCGGGUCGCGUUCUCAAGGAUAAUGAAACCCUAAACACGUACAAGAUCAAGGAUGGACAUACCAUUCACCUGGUGAAAAGCGCCGCCAGCAAUCCAACCCAGAGUGCUUCACAGCGCACGGCAACCCCCACGCCUGCGGGGCCUGCGGCCAACCCUGCGGCGAGUGGCGUCCCCACCAACCUUGCCGCCGGUACGGGCAACAACCCGCUGGCCGGUUUGACCGGCGCACGAUAUGCGGGAUUUGCACAACUUCCGGGCGCGGGCAUGUUCGGUCCUGAUGGCGGGAUGGGACCGCCUCCUGAUUCGGAGACCAUGCUCAACAUGCUCGAAAACCCUCAGUUCCAAUCUACCAUCAACGAAGCCCUGCAGAACCCGGACAUGAUCGAUAUGAUGAUUCAACAGAACCCCCUUCUGCGCGAUAUGGGUCCGGGCGUGCGACAGAUGAUGCAGAGCCCAGACUUCCGUCGGAUGCUGACGGACCCCAGCUCCCUCCGUCAAAUGAUGCAGAUGCAACGGGCCAUGGGGGGCGGCGGUAUGAUGGGCGGUAUGGGCGGCGGUGGUGGUGCCAGUGCAUUCCCUGCCCCCGGGGUCACCAACACCACGCCGGAGGAGAACCGCGCUGGGCAGGAGGGUGCGACCGGCAAUAACAAUACCCCCUCGCCGCUCGCCGGCCUCCCUCCGUUCAAUCCCUUUAUGCCACAGGGCAUGGGUGCGGGCAACCCGUUUGCUGCCCUUUUCGGUGGCAACCCGGCCAACAACCCCGCCUCCCCGAGCAACCCCCAAGAUCCAGCCCAGCCGGCGACCGGGGACAACCCCACCGGGCAGAACCCGAACCCCCAGGCCACGAACCCUCUGGCUGGUCUGCUGAACCCGGCCAUGUUUGGCAACGGGCAAGGCGGUGCGGGAGGCGUCAACCCCUUCAACCCGCAGACCAACCCCUUCCUGCGGGACCCGGCGAGGGGAGGGGGGCGCCGGGGGGCGAACCCGCUGGCCGCUCUCCUGGGGGGUGGUGGCGGCGGCUUCGGGGCCGCGCCCCCCGACAACCGGCCCCCGGAGGAGCGAUAUGCGGAGCAGCUGCGGCAGCUGAAUGACAUGGGAUUCUUUGAAUUUGAGAGGAACAUCGAGGCUCUCCGUCGAGCUGGUGGCAGUGUGCAGGGGGCGGUGGAAUACCUGCUUAGCCAUCCAUCGUGAUUCCGUGCUGACAGGCCGCGCUUGGCUCGGAAAUGAGGUCUUUGCUGGUGUUUCAUUCAUGACUACUUAUUACCCUUUGCAUGGCUUUCUUCUCUUCUUUUUUCCCUCAUUUUUAUUUUUCAUCUCAUUCUAUCUUUAUUAUUCAUCUUCUCCGUCUUCCCUCUUUGAUGUCCAAUAAUGGGGUGGUCUAUAUCCGCCAAUGUCAUAUGACUCAGUUGAUAGGUAUUUCUGUACACCGUUGGUCUGCAAGUUGAUGACCGUAGUGAUGCACUG
Aspergillus campestris IBT 28561 is the source of this 1709-nucleotide messenger RNA. RefSeq names its product ubiquitin domain-containing protein DSK2. Gene Ontology annotation, cellular component: cytosol. The transcript is spliced from 3 exons. The record is from RefSeq and is a predicted model, not a curated record. NCBI's taxonomy places the organism in Eukaryota, Fungi, Ascomycota, Eurotiomycetes, Eurotiales, Aspergillaceae. Bases 69 to 1436 code for a protein of 455 amino acids. Gene Ontology annotation, molecular function: polyubiquitin modification-dependent protein binding. Gene Ontology annotation, biological process: ubiquitin-dependent protein catabolic process.